Molecule: messenger RNA, 1581 nt
Organism: Westerdykella ornata
Lineage: Eukaryota; Fungi; Ascomycota; Dothideomycetes; Pleosporales; Sporormiaceae
Exons: 4
Coding region: 1-1581 (526 amino acids)
Biological process (GO): mRNA cis splicing, via spliceosome
Cellular component (GO): cytoplasm; spliceosomal complex
Molecular function (GO): protein binding
Source: RefSeq, a predicted model, not a curated record
AUGGCAUCGCGAAACCCACCUCCGUGGACCGCUGACCAGCGGCUAGGACAUCAGCAAUCCGUUCCAGCAAAACGGUCUGCCGACUCUCGGUAUCAACAAGAACACCGGUCGAAACGGUCCGCCACCGCAACCACCAACCAACAAGAGGAAGCAUGGGUCGCCGACGAGGAUCGCUUCGUGCUUCAGCAGGCGAAGAAAAAGGCCGCCCUACGAGUAAAGGGAGGGCGCGCAAAGCCGAUUGACUGGCUCGCUGUCACGCUUCGCUUCGUCGAUCCCACCAAGACGCUCCUUGAUGAGGAAGUGGAGGACCACGAACUAGAUGUUGUUGAUCCUGUCGGUGUGUUUGAGGGACUCGGGGAAGAGGAGUUGUCGGAUCUCGAGAAAGACAUCGAACAGUACCUUGCCCUCGAAACGAAUCGCAGCAACAGGGAAUAUUGGAGUGCUUUAAAACUUGUGUGCAAAGAUCGCCGCAGGAAAUUCAGAAAUUCAAGUGCCGAAGCGCGCGGCACAAGCUCCGUUUCCGCCGAUAUCGAUCGAUUGCUUGCACCCAAGUCAUACGAGGAACUCGAGAGGCUCGAAGGCCAAGUAAAAAGCAAGCUGGAUUCCGACGAACCCAUAGAUUACGAUUAUUGGGAACAACUUUUGCGGAAUCUCCGUGUCUGGAAGGCGAAGGCAAAGCUUCAGAAAGUCUCUCAGGAAGUGGUCGGCGAACGUCUUCAGACGCUCCGUAAACAGCAGGAGGAGGCCGCUGUUGCCAUACAAGAGAAGUUCAAGGCAGCUCUUGGCGAUGUCAAGGUGCCCACAUCUGUGGAAUACGAUGCGUCAUUAGAUCCUGACCCUGCUCUGAGACUGCGACCUGAGGAAAAGGCGCUGGAACUCGUUGACGACAAGGUCUUCCUUGAGAAAAUAGCGGAGGGCCGCCGGAAAGUCAUCAAAUUGGGCUUUGUUCCACCGCACAGAAAGGGACCCGCCAGUGCUUCAACGGCCUCGCAGGCUCACAUCAAUCGCUCAGCGGACAACGGCUUAUCAAGGUUCGCGUCAAUCGACAACGAGGACUCCUCGGCUGCUGGGAAGGCUCUAUACGAAAGAGAAGUGGCACGUGGAGUGGAAGAAGGCGAAGAGAUCUUUACUGGCGAGGAGGAGCUCACGACGGAACGGCCACAAUGGGCCAGCCAAUACAAGCCUAGGAAGCCGAGGUAUUUCAACCGGGUACAAAUGGGUUACGAGUGGAAUAAGUACAAUCAGACCCACUACGAUCAUGAUAAUCCCCCACCCAAGGUCGUUCAAGGUUACAAGUUCAACAUCUUUUACCCGGAUCUGAUCGACAAGACCAAGGCGCCGACGUACAAGAUCGAACGGGAGAAUGGAAGAAAACGCGGGCAGUCCUUUGCACCUGCUGGGGAAGACGAUACGUGCUUGAUCCGAUUCAUUGCGGGGCCGCCGUAUGAGGACAUAGCUUUCCGUAUAGUGGAUAAAGAGUGGGAUUACAGCGCAAAACGCGAGCGUGGCUUCAAGAGCAGCUUUGACAAGGGCAUCCUGCAGCUGCAUUUCCAGUUCAAAAAGAUAUACUAUCGGAAGUGA